This is a messenger RNA of Polypterus senegalus (gray bichir), 1728 nucleotides long. RefSeq lists its product as uncharacterized. NCBI's taxonomy places the organism in Eukaryota, Metazoa, Chordata, Cladistia, Polypteriformes, Polypteridae. Bases 807 to 1523 code for a protein of 238 amino acids. The transcript has 4 exons. The record is from RefSeq and is a predicted model, not a curated record.
UUUUCAAAUAAAAACUUACUUUCAGUUGUGGUCGGUUGUUUUCAGAUACAUUAUUAUUGCUUAGUGAUGGAUUUAUUUUUAUCUUUAGAUAUGGAGGAGUCUGGACAAAAAUGCAUAAGCAGUGCUAUUGCUGAUGUGCUCCCAGACCUAUCAUCUUCAGUAUUAAAUUCGGUGGUGGAUACACUGAAGUCACUUGGAGUAGAGACUUCUCAAGAUUUUCAGUAUGUUCAGGAAGCAGAUCUCCUGCCCUUGCUGAGACCAGUUCAGGCCACAAAACUUGUGUCUGCAUGGAGGCACGUCAAUCAAAAUCCAGAUGCAUGAUCAUCAUGCUCCACAGUCUACAGUUCCUCAGCCUCAUGUUCCUCAUCUUCACCAUUAAGCAGCAGUUUCAGACUGGGCUGACAGUUUUGAGAUUCCUUGGAACAAAUUUCCUGAAGAACUGAUCGACUAUUUUGAAAGGAAGAAAAGACCAAGUCCACGUUUACGACGUAAAAUGGUCAGAAUUGCCGUUUCUUAAAUGAUCUGUGAUUCCUCUAGUAAGCAAAGUACCACUGUUAUUGCCAAAAAGAUUGUGACCAAGUACCCAGCAUCCUUGCAGGAUGUCAUUGAAGGAGAUGUAGUUGGACCAGGAUAUCAUUCACUGGUUAAACAGCUCCAGAAUCGUGUUGACAACGUGAGAAGACCUGACAUACAAAAAAAUCAGAAAAUGCAAGCAUGCUUCAGAUAGUGAUACUGAGGAGGUCCCUGCUGAACAAAAGGCAGUGGUUCAAGACACAUAUGGCUGUGUUAAUUGGGAAUUAAAAUUCAUGCCACUUUCUGAGACAGCGGAGAGCCAGAAGGAUAAACAGGAGAAAAUGAAGAUGCUGUCUAAGGAGACAAAUGUUAAUAAUGAAGAAAUCGGAAUCCUUGUGCAAUCAACAUAUUACUCCCAGCAUAAAGAGAUAAAUAAGGGAGCCAGUAUGAAACAACUUUUUCAGGACUGGCCUUUUGUAUUCCAAGAAAUUGGCAUGGGUGUACACUUCAAACAGCUGACUGGGAUUGAUCUGAAAGAGAUGUUCUUUGCAAGCUUGGACAAAAAGAGAGCACAGCUCCUAAAGUUCCUAAAAACCACCAGCACAGAGAGAAAAAAGCAAGUCAUGAGAGCAGCUGCUAAAUUGGAGGUGUCCAGAGGUCAGUUGGAGGGCGGUUCUAAAGAUGUCAAGGACAUGGUGAUUCUUCUUCUUGCAUACUUUGAAGAAAGGCAAGAGGUAAUGUUUCAUCAUGUGGAAGAGUCCUUCCUUGCUGAAGAUGUGGUUGAUAAAUUGCCAGUCACCCCCUGCAUUAUUGUUUCUGCACUGUGCAUGAUGUUCGGCAGCUUUUACUGUUUCAAUAUUCACUAUCUAGUGGAACUGGCAUCCACCCUUGAGUUCUUGCAACGAUGCUUUUUCAACAUAAAUCCAGACAAGAAACAGCUCCCAAUCAAUCCCAAAGUGCUCACUCUAAUAGCUGACCUAGCUGACCAUGACUGGAGAACCAGUUCUUAGAAGUGUCCUGCAUAUGAGAGGAUUACUGAGCAUUGCAAUGAGAAGACAUGGAACAAAUAGGAAAUCUGAUUCCGUAUUUUGGUUUUCUUAGUGUUUUUGUUUGUUUUAGAAGGCAUUGAACAAAUAAGAAGCCUGAAUCCUCAUUUUCAGUAUAAUGUUUAUUUUCAUAUUGUUUAUUUUCUUAUCUAUUUGUUAAAGGUAUGAA